Acanthosepion pharaonis is the source of this 699-nucleotide messenger RNA. Lineage: Eukaryota; Metazoa; Mollusca; Cephalopoda; Sepiida; Sepiidae. The record is from the annotation of a GenBank genome assembly.
AUGUUUCUUUCUUUUUUUUUAUUUCUGAUAUCAUGUUCUCUUUCUUUUUUUUUCUUUUUAUUUUCCAUUCAUAAUGAGAGAAAAUCUAUUUACCUUGCUGUUAAGCCCCAACGCCGCUCGACGCUUCCUGGUUGCGUCCUUGUCCGCGCGUGUGACGAGGCACGCGCCGCACACGCCACACACGCGUCUUCUGGGCGCGCAUUUGUUGAUCGCAAAACCCGUCAGACUAGUGUCAGCAAUGCCAGCGAAAUAGGACAGGAGGGUUGGUCGGUUGGUAGUCUGUACUUUCUCUCUUUUUCUCUGUCUCUUCUCUCUCUCUCUCUCUCUCACACACACACAUUCUCUCAAAUGAUUACGGUCUCUAUUUACCGCCUUCUUAAUUCUAAUCUGUCGAUAUUCAGAUGUUUUCCUACCUACUUCAUAUCAACCGAUCUUUGCUCAUUCUAUCUAUCUAUCUAUCUAUCUAUCUAUCUAUCUAUCUAUCUAUCUAUCUAUCUGAUAAACAUAACGACUAGAAACAUUCAAUCACUAAGUAGUGUUCAUUUCGAGCACUAUUACUCAAUAUCAACUUUUAAAAUAUCUAUCUAUCUAUCUAUCUAUCUAUCUUUUCCAUCUAUCUAUCUAUCUAUCUAUCUAUCUAUUCUAAUUUUUAUCUAUCUAUCUAUCUAUCUAUCUAUGUUCUUUUUAUUUCCUCUAUGA